This is a messenger RNA of Peronospora farinosa, 1389 nucleotides long. NCBI's taxonomy places the organism in Eukaryota, Oomycota, Peronosporomycetes, Peronosporales, Peronosporaceae. The record is from the annotation of a GenBank genome assembly.
AUGACCGCGGCCUCAAUCGCCGCCCAUACAAAGAGCGACUUAUCUUCAUUAGACUCUGGAAUAGCUGCCGACCAAGUUUCACACUGGGAAGAUGUGCAGAAGACGGACGAGACGCUGCCGGACGUUCAAAACGCCGCGGUGAUCCAGCCACAUAAGGAAGAGGAGACAGUGUCACUAGUGACAAGUGGCACUAGCCUGAUAUUAGAUGGUGGAAGUAGCGAUUCGGUUGCAUUAAUCACAGACGGUGGAACGAUUCACAGGGACAAGACCGGGACAAGCUUAAGGGCUGUGGUCCACACUGUGAUAGCUGACCCAACCAAUGAGGAGGCAUCUCCAUUAAGUCAUGCAGCUAAUGUGACUGCAUUAGAUUUAGGAUUUAGUGCUCCAAUAAAGAAGGAGUCUUUCCAACAGAAGGAGGUUGCACAAGUGGCGCUGAUUACAAGACCAUCGAGAGCUGCUGCAGUUGCUGCUACAGUUGGAAUGGCUCGUGAAGCCAAGCAGGAAAUUAAUUCAUUGGAAUUGCUCAUUGAAUCGGCCUUUGAACUGGAAAAUAGGGAUGCAGACAUGGAGAUAUAUCAUGUUACAAAGAAGAGGACAAUAGAUGGACACGGUCGAGCACUGAAGAGGUCAGAAGAGGCUGUUACAAAGGUGUUGCAGAAUACAUUGAGGACUGAAAGUGCAGAGCAGAAUUUGACGUAUGGUAAGAAGCAGCGUCAGGCUGCAACGUAUAAAGCUGGUUUCGUCGAACCUUCGCCGAUUAUUACAGACAUCCCGCCACUUCCGUUUACGAGCACAAGUCCGGUGCUGCGUAUCAAAGGAAAGAACAAGCUGAAGAGCAAGCGGUAUGUUAAAACUAAGACUGAGUCGUUGCACUCGCUGAAAGAGAUGAAUGGCUGUGACGAUCGACACUGCGAGUACUGCAAGAAAGCUGCAAAUAUUUGUGUGCUGAUGCAUUGUCAUGCGUGUCGUCGCGUGUAUCAUGCGCAGUGCUUCCUGCAUGCAUUUAAACCCUAUGUAGAUGAAAGUAUGCCGAUUUUUGGCCAGAUAGAGCACUUGCAGCUUAAAGCAUCGGAGCAUCGCGGCAGUAUUUUCCGCUGUGCAUCAUGUAAGGCUGCGUUUUUGGAUUUCUAUGAGAGUGGUGGGUACCUAUGGGAUUGCGAUUGUCCCACCUGCUCGCAGCCAGAGAAAACGGUUUUCUAUCGCCAGAAAAAGUUGGUGCAGAUGAUGAACGGAAUGGAGCUAGAAAAGCAACGCAAAAAGGAGCAAAAAAGUCAAAGGAAAAAUGGGUCCUUUAAUGCUAGUUGGAAGCCACAUGUGUCGACAUCAAGCUGGUCGAACUCGAUAUCACGAAGUCGACGCACACGAGUGAGUGAUGUAAUUGACCGUUAA